AUGACAAACACCGAAAUUGAAAAAAAAUUUCUUGUUACCUCAACUGAGUUUCUAAAACAACCUCAUACACAAAAAAGACUUCUUCAAGGCUAUCUUUGCUCAGAACCAACUCGAACAGUCAGAAUAAGAACUGAUGGGAUAUCUGGAUAUAUUACUAUUAAAGGAGAAACUCAUGGAAUUACGAGAAAAGAGUAUGAAUAUACUAUUCCGUUGAAAGACGCUGAAGAAUUAAUUCAAAUGUGUAAUGAAAAAAUAGUUAAAACAAGACAUUAUAUUCCAAUGGGAAAACAUACUUAUGAAGUUGAUGUAUUUGAUGAUAAAAACAAAGGGUUAAUAGUUGCAGAAAUUGAACUAGAAUCAGAAACAGAAAAGUUUAUUAAACCACAGUGGCUAGGAAAAGAAGUUUCUCAAGACCCAAGAUAUUACAAUAGCCAAUUAACUAAAAAACCAUAUUGUGAAUGGACUGAAAAUUAA
Messenger RNA from Entamoeba dispar SAW760, 474 nucleotides. RefSeq lists its product as uncharacterized. NCBI's taxonomy places the organism in Eukaryota, Evosea, Mastigamoebida, Endamoebidae. The transcript has a single exon. The coding region runs from base 1 to 474 and encodes 157 amino acids. The record is from RefSeq and is a predicted model, not a curated record.